Messenger RNA from Neurospora hispaniola, 996 nucleotides. RefSeq lists its product as uncharacterized. The record is from RefSeq and is a predicted model, not a curated record. The transcript has 2 exons. NCBI's taxonomy places the organism in Eukaryota, Fungi, Ascomycota, Sordariomycetes, Sordariales, Sordariaceae. Bases 187 to 996 code for a protein of 269 amino acids.
GCCCGUCCUACUGAAUGUCCGUCCGGGGAUAAGCAAUUCAAUGUCCGUCAUUCACUUCGUUGCUUAACGCUGUUUGGUAUCACUCUCACGGCUGCUACAACCAUCGCGCUCCUAGGCAACACCUCAUGUCGCAAUCGGCAUGUCUAUUGAACGUGAUCAAUCCCUUGCGUAGGUGGCUAUUCCAUCAUGACGGGCAAGCGGUUUACCGAGGACCAGAGAGUCCUUCUUGAAAGGAUGCUCACUCUCAGGGACAAACUGUCCAACCACGACAUCGGCUUUAUUCUGGGCUUUGAUGAGCGCACCAUCCGUCGAAGGAGGUAUGAGUUCGAAGCCAAUGGCAGGAUCGCACCACCACCGGAUGUGAGUAAAAAUGCGGAGAAAUUAAAGGCCGAGAACCUCGAGAAACUUGUCGAGUGGCUCAAGUACAACGACGAUGCCUUGAUCGAAGACAUGCAAAAGUUUCUCAAAGAGGCCUGCGAUUGCAACGUCAGCAGGGCCACCAUCAGCAGACAACUGAAGAAAGUUACCAAAGAGGACAGGCAACUGGGUCGCGUCAAGCGUUUAAAGGCUCGGGAAAAGAGGGCAGCUGAGGGCCGUGACUUUGACUUCACUGCUCCUUCGCGAAGUGCGACUGCCAGCGUGGAUAGAGAUAUUGUCGUCGGUGAACCGCAAUUACAACAGCAACAACAACAACAACAACAACAACAACAGCAGCAGCAAGAACUAGGGCAUCAUCAACAACAGAAACAGCUACGGAAACUACCGCCAGGGCAGAAGGAGCUACCGCAAGUACCACAGCAACAGGGACGACAACAACAACAGGCACAGGCGCAGGCGCAGGCACAGGCACCACCAGAAGCUCGGUUCGAACCAUUCCAACCUUCAGGUUUGGACUUUCCAACACCCGAGCAAGCCCUUCUCUCCCUAUCUCGGACCCAGCCACAAGGCCCACUACUGCCACUUGCAGAAAGUAGUAGGGCAGCAGCACAAAAGUAA